Molecule: messenger RNA, 1350 nt
Organism: Rhipicephalus sanguineus (brown dog tick)
Lineage: Eukaryota; Metazoa; Arthropoda; Arachnida; Ixodida; Ixodidae
Product: cytospin-A
Exons: 8
Coding region: 221-1330 (369 amino acids)
Biological process (GO): actin cytoskeleton organization
Cellular component (GO): filamentous actin; microtubule organizing center
Molecular function (GO): protein binding
Source: RefSeq, a predicted model, not a curated record
GGGCAAGCUUUGAAUGUGGAUGUUUUCGGCUGUCACACUGUUGACUCAUUGCAUUGAAGCGUUGCAUGCGAGCCUCUCAGCAAGACAGGACACCACCUUGUUUGCAAAAGUGAUAAAAUUCCUAUUUUUUUUAGAUGGUGUGUCAUUUCAUGGAUAAGCUUGUGAGGCCCAAUUAGUGAGCUUUGGUAGGAAAUGUCGCAUUAUAUAGUUUGGUCUGGUCAUGGUUUUCCAGAAGGAGGAGUGGAAGCGGUUUGAGGCUGACCUGCUGACCACCGUUCGAGUGGCCAACGACUUCAAGACAGAGGCCCAGCAGGAGGUGGAACGGCUCCAGUGCGACAACCAGCAGCUGCAGGAGAGACUCGAGGCUUUGGAGGCCCAGCUGGCUAAACUUAAGAGCAAGCAGGAGCUGUCACCCAAGGCCCACUCUUUGUCUGCUGAUGGCCUCUCCGAGGGCGGAGGGGUCCAGGAGGGGGCCACCUUGAGCACACCGCCUCGUAAUAGUGGUAGCGGCAGUAGCCGGCCACUGACCAAAUGGAGUGACCUGCGUGCUGGCAGCAGCAGCAGCAGCAGCAGUGCUCAACACUCAGUGCGCAGCUUGAUUGAAUCCAUUGAGAACGCCACAAAGCAGGCUAAAGGUCCAAGUAGCAGGAGCUCCUCCACUAGCAGUCUCAACAGUCUAGCCUCUGAUUCGAGGUCAGCAGUUGCAGCAGCAAAUGCACUGCUUUUGGGAAAUGCUGGCGACAUCUUGGCUAAGAGCCCAUUCAAGGUUCCCGAGAAAGUACGCCUCGCACCACGACCUUCACAGCAGCAGCCCAUCCAGCGCUCUGACGCUGCCGGGGAAAGCACCGCUGACAUUCCGACGCGCACAGAAGCUGAAAAGGCGCACCCGGUCUCCAUCCUAGCCCACAAGCUGGAGCCUAUUCGCAGGAACAGCUACAGCUUGCACACUUGCAGUGACCUGUCAUUUGAGAAGAAAGAUCCACUUGCAUCACUGGUCAAGGGAGGUGGAUCAAAGCGCAAUGCCUUGCUCAAGUGGUGCCAGAACAAGACUAUGGGCUACAAGAAUAUAGACAUCACCAAUUUCAGUAGUAGUUGGAAUGAUGGACUAGCCUUCUGCGCUCUCCUGCACACUUACCUUGGGGACAAGAUCCCUUACGACCAACUUGACAGCAAGGACAAAAGGAGAAACUUCAGCAUUGCGUUUGAAGCCGCUGAAUCUGCAGGGAUUCCAAGCACUUUGAAUGUCAAUGAACUUAUUUGCCUGGAACGCCCGGAUUGGCAGUCGAUCAUGGCUUAUGUCACAUCGAUCUACAAACACUUUGAGACCUGAGAGACUGGAAAGGAUUUGCA